Molecule: messenger RNA, 735 nt
Organism: Penicillium chermesinum
Lineage: Eukaryota; Fungi; Ascomycota; Eurotiomycetes; Eurotiales; Aspergillaceae
Product: oxidoreductase, short-chain dehydrogenase/reductase family
Exons: 5
Coding region: 1-735 (244 amino acids)
Molecular function (GO): oxidoreductase activity
Source: RefSeq, a predicted model, not a curated record
AUGUCUUUCCCAUAUAAACACGUCCUCGUUAUUGGCGCUACCGCCGGCAUCGGUCGAGCACUCGCAGACCGAUUCGUGCAGACAGGCCUGAAAGUGACCGCAGUCGGCCGUCGCCAGGAGCGCCUGAGACGAGUUCGUGAGCCAGCACGCAAGAUCCCAGCUUUCGUGGAGAGCAUCACGAAGAAGCACCCCGAUAUCGAUCUCGUGCUGCUCAAUGCCGGUCUUCAGAGACCGAGUGACUUGAGCAAGCCCGAGACUGUCUCUAUGGAUCUUGCGCGCACCCAAUUCGAGGUCAACUUCUUCAGUGUGGUGGCGUUGACCAACGCCUUCCUCCCGUUCUUCUAUAAGAAGAACAGCCCCACUGCGCUGGCCUUCACCACCUCCAACCUUUCUUAUGUUCCCGGUUUCUGGGUCCCAUUCUAUUCUGCCACCAAGGCGGCUUUGAGCUCUUAUGCCCUGUCUCUUCGUGAGAGCCUCCGCAACCAGAACGUUAAGGUCCUUGAGCUUUCCCCUCCGGCAGUCCAGACCGAGCUCCAUGACUUCAUGGGAGAAGACACUGGCCGAAAGGUGGGCAUGCCUUUGGACAAAUUCACCGAUGAGGCACUUGAAGGCUUCUUGAGUGGGAAGGACCAGAUCGUGAUUGGGCCAUUCCCCCCUGCAGAGAGAUUCCUUCGGAUUGUGGAUACCCAACGCGCUGCUUUCGAGGAUCUUUCGAAAAUGUACCGAUCGCAUUGA